AAUGUUCUACACGAUUCUCAACAAUAUCCUGGAGGUUCUAAACCCAGCAGUAUAAUAUAUCCAGGGUAGAAUGAGAGUAGGUGUACUCCAGGUGGUUCUAGUUCUAGUUCUAGUUCAGAGUGCACAGGCAGAGCAAACCGGGAAGCAAAUCAUAGACAAAGUUAUUUACAACUACACUAUUAAAAAUAUGGAAGAAAUCACAGCAAGGAUAAACUCUACUCAAGAGAAGGAUAUACUGGAUUACAUAAACCAGCAGUUCUAUAAAGUGUUUUGGACUGCUUGGAGAAAUUAUCAGGAAAAAGAGUUCUUGACUGACGUGGAAAUAGAGAAUGUUGUAGAGCAACUUGCUCGAUAUUAUAAUUUUGAUGUAGCUCUAGCUUCAGAACUAAGUAAGACUGGAAAAGUUGAUGGUGGUGGAUGGAAUCCCAAUAUACAAGGGGGGCAAUGGACUCUCAAUACAGAAGGAGGAGGAUGGGCUACCAAUCCAAAAGAAGGUGGAUGGACUGCCAAUCCAGAAUUGAGUGCUUGGACAUUGAACACAGAUUGGGCGGGACGAACUAUACAUUCAGAAGAACCUGAAUGGACUGUUAAUACCGAAAGGGAAGGAUGGAAAUACGGACUUAAUGAGCUUGAAUGGGAUUCAAGGAGCAAUGAAGGACAGUGGAAGUUAACAACUCCAGAAAAAGAGGAGAUAGAAGUGAACAAUGGUUUCGGAUGGACACCACAAGACUUGGUUCCGAAAGAAGUUCAGCCUGAAUCAGAUUUGUACACCUCUCAAAAAGUACAAAUUGACUACUUAUCCUCAGUUGUUCCAAGUAAGUCUGAAGCAAGCCAAGAAGAAAAUAGUAAAAAUGCAACUGUAAAUAUCUAUAUAAACUUUAGUUCUAACCAAUCCCAGUACAGCAAUGAUAAUCAAAGUAGCGUUGAUGAUUCAAAUAACGUUAAUGUGGGGGCAAAUAUAACAACUGGGAAUAUUCCAAUAUGGUUCCCUAACAGUGAAAAUAUUUCACCUAACUGGAUAUUAGGUAAUUCUCAGUCUACUUCAUCCCAAAACCUUUGGCUAGAGAGAACAUCUGAAAUAAUUCCCUCAACAACUGAAAAAGCAACAACAACUGUGAGAACUACAGCAGCGGAGAGAACAACAACAACUGAAAAAGCAACAACAACUGAGAGUACAACAACAACUGAGAGUACAUCAACAGCUGAGAGUACAACAACAACUGAGAGAACAACAACAACUGAGAGAACAACAACAACUGAGAGAAAAACAACAGCCGAGAGAACAACAACAACGGAAGAAAGUUCAACAACAACUGAAAGAUCAACAACAACAGAAACCACAACAACCUCAACAUCCAUGAUUAACUCUUAUGAAAGUACGCCAACUAUUGGAUUGAUUGGAGAUCAAUUCACAACAACUGCAAGAUUAACCCCCACAACAAUUAACCCUUUACAACUAUACAAUGGUAGUGAUUAUGAUUAUAAUUUGAAAAGAGCUGAAUCGGCGCCAAAUUCAAAUCCAUCAACAAUCAAUAUUCCUAAAGAAAACUCUACUUCUACAACACAAAGUCUACUAUUAAAAGAAUUGGACAAAGAAGCAGGUAUUGAUUACACAGAAUCAAGUAAUACUGACAACACUACUGAAACAAGCAACACAUCUUUAAGUGAAAUCAACACAUCAAAUGAUACAACGGAAGCAAUAGAUAAAGCAAGUAAUUCAACCACAACAAAUAAAGUAACUGAAACAUCUGAAGCAACUGAAUCAACUAAAGCAACUACAUUAACAACUGCUACUGAAACCUCAACUGAACCAACUUAUGAAACUAAGACUACUGAAUUAACUGAACCCACUAAACCCACUGAAUCAACUAAACCAACCACGGCAAGUAAAUCAGCUACAACAACUGAAGUUAUUGAACAAACUGAACUAGCUGAAACUACUGAAGUCGUUGGUCCAACUGAAACUACUGAAACACCUGAGACAACUUUACCAACUAGAACAACUCCAGCAAAUAAACCAAUUGAAACGACUAAGGAUGUAACUAUAGGAACUAAGCCAACAAUUCCAACAGAAACAUCUGCUCUCACUGCAGUCACUGCAGCAACCGAUGCAACUGUUGAAACUGAAUUAACAGAGCCAAAAAGUGCAUCAGUAACUUCUGAUAUAGCUGAAGAAACUGAUCCAACUGUAGCAACUGUUGCAACUGAUGUAACUAUAAGAACUGAGCCAACAACAACUGAAAUAACUGAAGUAACUGAUCAAACUCUUGCAACUAGCGUAACUGAAGAAACUUCUGAUCUAACUGAAGCAACUGAUGCAUCUAGUAAAACUAUUGCAACUGUUGCAACUAAAGAAACUAUUACAACUGUUGCAACUGUUGCAACUGUUGCAACUGUUGCAACUAAUGUAACUAAAGUAACAGAGCCAACAAAUUUAACAGAAACUUCUGAUCUAACUGAUGCAACUAAUGCAACUGGUGCAACUGAUUCAACUAAUGGAGUUAGUGCAACUAAUGCAACUAGUGCAACUAGUGCAACUAAUGCAAAUGGUGCAACUGAUUCAACUGUUGCAACUAGUGCAACUGUUGCAACUGUUGCAACUAGUGCAACUGUUGCAACUGGUGCAACUAGUGCAACUGUUGCAACUAGUGCAACUGUUGCAACUAGUGCAACUAGUGCAACUGUUGCAACUGGUGCAACUGGUGCAACUAAUGCAACUAAGGCAACUAGUGCAACUAAUGCAACUAUUGCAACUACUCCAGCUGAAAAUACUACUCCAGCUGAAAAUACUUCUUCAGCUGAAAAUACUACUCCAGCUCAAAAUACUACUCCAGCUGAAAAUACUACUUCAGCUGAAAAUACUACUCCAGCUGAAAAUACUACUACGGCUGAAAAUACUACUUCAGCUGAAAAUACUACUUCAGCUGAAAACACUACAAUAGCUGGAAAUACCAGUCCUGCUGAAGGGUCUGACUUAUAUGCUGAUGCUUACAUGGCUGGGUAUGAAAGUGCUAUAGAAAAUAUUGCUGACAAUCCGUUGGCAUUUGAUGAAUUAGCAUAUAUGGAGAACCUUUAUACACCAUAGUAUAAUCUAUACUCAGUUAUUCAUGUAAAAAAUAUAUAAACGUUUAAAAUUUAAA
Messenger RNA from Eurytemora carolleeae, 3140 nucleotides. RefSeq names its product flocculation protein FLO11. The record is from RefSeq and is a predicted model, not a curated record. The transcript is spliced from 8 exons. The coding region runs from base 71 to 3085 and encodes 1004 amino acids. NCBI's taxonomy places the organism in Eukaryota, Metazoa, Arthropoda, Copepoda, Calanoida, Temoridae.